ACUAGCAUUAGGCUUGACUCCUAGGGAGUUGCAUAAUAAUGCACCCAGAUCUCCAGCAACAAGUGAUAUUCCACUGAAGCAAGACAUUCAGAGCAGACUGGACCUGGUUACACCUCAAGCCACAUCUGACCAAAUGUCUGAGGCUUUGCCUAGCUCCCCUUCAGCAACAAUAACCAUAACGGGUCGGGGGAGCCCAUUAAAAAUGAAAUGCAAGCCUGCAGACUCCAUAAGGAAAAAAUGGUGGUUGCACUAUCACACACCAACUUCUUUUGAAAAAGAGAAAGUAACACAACCUAUAUCCUCCCAACUACUGACACUUAACCCUGAUGUCAGGCGUGUUGUCAGUAGGGGUAGGCCUCGCACAGUGAAGAAGGAUACCAGUGAUGCAUCAUGCCCACCAGCAGAUGCUCUGACCCUAUUGGCCGAUUUGGCCCUUAGUACCAGUAACGACAAAGUACUGGAACAGCAGCCAGACCACCUGGCACUUCAGAAACAAGAAUGCUGUCCAAGUUUGCUUAUAAGUGACAACAGUGUCAAAGAUGGCGGCUCUCCUCAUGAGUCCGAUGGUGAACCAGAGUCUGUCCUUCAUGCACUGCUGAAGCACCCUUCUGUUGCUAGGCUUAAACUUCCCCCUCAGUCUCCGUCACCCAAGGGGCUGGUGGUGGGGAGUGGGGAGCGGGUUGUGUUAGUCUCACAAGAGCAUUCUUACUCACUACCGCCAUCCUCCUCUCUACUAUUGGGUUUGUCAGGUUCAACCCUCCAAGUCCCCAUUUCGGAGGGACUUCAGCCGCAUCGCAAGGAUAUGGUCUAUGGUGACGGAACUCAAGCACUACGGACCUUCCUGUGUCAGGAGGAGGACAAGAACAGGAAGGAACUCGGGAAGGAAUCCGCGGUGGCUCCAGAAUCCAUGAGAAAAGGAAUUGGGCGCAGGCAGAAGUUCCGUCGGUUACGGCGGUUCAUCGAAAAAGACCGCUCAGUUCAAGUGACAAGGCUGUGGAAGGAAAACUAUGACUUUAAUUCAGACAGCAAGUUUACCAACGACCCUAUGGAUAAAACAGUUAUUAGAGCCCUACAUGGCCCAUGGGAUUUCACCAUUGAGGACACAAACGAACAGGUUCAGCUCAUCAUCCACAUGUGGAUAGGUCUUUUCUACAGCAGGUCCACUGCUAGGUUCUUCCAGGCAGACCCAAGUCUUCUAUGUAUGGAGGAAAAAGAUUCUACAGAAGUGGAUCAUGGAAUGGUACAAGCCCAGGUUACAUCUGAGACCAAGACAAGUUCCCCUGCUUAUAUUGCCCUUUCCAGGAUCCCAGAACCUGACGUUUUGGACCGUAGUAAUGUGGGUAAAAAAGAAUCACAACCAUUAAGCUUGGAACCUGAGGCAUUGGACCUUUCAGUGAAAACAACCUCGACUGUGUUAGAUUUCACUGUAGACACAAAGGAUUCCCCUGAGUCCAAGCAAAGAAUAGAUUUUAAAAGUCCUUCAGUAUACCAACCAGAAAGUGGACUCCACAAGGAAAUCAUCUCUUUUCACAAACAAAGUACAGGUCUUGAGUUAAAGGUUUACAGAGACCGUGAGGACAGCAUGACGUCAGACAAAACGAGUGAACUGGAUGAUGAUGAAACUAACACCCAUGACAAUGACAGCAAUGGUACCCUCCAAAAUGAUGUGUCCCCUAAAAGAAGAAAUUUGGAAAGUGAUGGAUCGUACAUUCUCUUGUGUGAAAAGGCAGCAAGUGUGUACAUUAAUCAAGAAAAGGUCCUGGAGACUCAAAGAAUUGACCGGGGUUUGGAGGGCAAAGCCAAAAAGGAAAUCCAAAAGGAAGAGAGGAGCCAUGAUGGAGAACAAAACAUAGCACGUCUUAAAACCAUGGAAUCUAAAGAUGUUGAUGAGGCGCAACAAGUUCAAGAUAACGAUUCAGUCAAAACAAUGUCAUGCACAGAGGUGCUGGGGGAUGGUGACCUUACCAAUAUGGCUGACAGAGUUGAACGUAAUGCAAGUGAACCCAGAGAUGGGUCUUACGUUGCCAUCUGUGAUGGCAGUGAGUCAAAAAUGCACAAAGCAUAUCCUAGCGUGGAGGAUUCUGUUGAAGCAGCAAAACCAGAAGCAGUGCAUGUUGGGAAAGACACCACAAACAAGGAAAUCAAUGCACAACUUGCUGGGAAUGAUUCCAUUGGUAAGGCACUCAAAGCAAUGCAUGAUGAAAAGAUUCCCAAAGAUGUGUCACGGGAUGAUGGGAACUCCAAAAAUGAGGUGCAAACGGCAUUGCAGGAAGGGAGUGAUAAUGGUGAUGAGGCACAAACGGCAUUGCAGGAAGGGAAUGAUAAUGGUGAUGAGGCACAAACGGCAUUGAAGGAAGGGAGUGAUAAUGGUGAUGAGGCACAAACGGCAUUGCAGGAAGGGAAUGAUAAUGGUGAUGAGGCAAAAACGGCAUUGCAGGAAGGGAGUGAUAAUGGUGAUGAGGCACAAACGGCAUUGCAGGAAGGGAGUGAUAAUGGUGAUGAAGCACAAACGGCAUUGCAGGAAGGGAAUGAUAAUGGUGAUGAGGCACAAACGGCAUUACAGGAAGGGAGUGAUAAUGGUGAUGAGGCACAAAAGGCAUUGCAGGAAGGGAAUGAUAAUGGUGAUGAGGCACAAAAGGCAUUGCAGGAAGGGAAUGAUAAUGGUGAUGAGGCGCAAACGGCAUUGCAGGAAGGGAAUGAUAAUGGUGAUGAGGCGCAAACGGCAUUGCAGGAAGGGAAUGAUAAUGGUGAUGAGGCGCAAACGGCAUUGCAGGAAGGGAAUGAUAAUGAGGCGCAAACGGCAUUGCAGGAAGGGAAUGAUAAUGGUGAUGAGGCCCUACCAGCGGUGAAUUAUGAAAAAGAGUCUGGAGAUAAAGCAGCACCUGCAGUAUGUGGUGGGAAUAAUUCUGUGGCUGAAACACCACCAGAGAUAUCACAUAAUGAAAAUGAUUCCCAAAAAGAGACACCGUCAGUGGUGCAUGGUGGAAAUGAUUCGACACUACCUGUGAAAUUGUAUAGCAAGCUGUAUAUAGACGAAGAACCCACCGAUGAGGUACAACCAAAGGAACAGGUUGGGAAUGUUUCUGUUGGCACCACUAGAGUACUGCUAGAGAUGCAGGUUGAGAUUAAAUCUAACGAUGAGGUACUGACCACGAGAGUAUUUCCACUGUGUGAUGGGAACACGCCUUUUGUAGGUGAGUUCGACACACCCAUUCAGUCCAAGGAUGUUUCAGGAGAAGCUAAAACAACAGCAGUUGAGACCGAUUUCAACGGGAUUAGGGAUUCUAAAGAUCAGAAACGGACAUCAAUGCCGGGUAAGAGUAAAUCUGAUAUUGACACACAAGGGCCCCGACAUUCUCAAGGCGAGACAUCAGAGGUACUGACAGGCCAGGUAGAAAUACCACUGAUUGGAGCAGGAAUUCCCAGGGAAGAUAUCUCAAACACAGAUGUUCUACAUUCACACAGUCAGACAUCAGAGACAAUGCGUGCUCAGAUAGAAAUACCAUUUAUUGGAGAAGAAUUACCAUUCAUUGGAGUAGAGACGGAUAGCAAGGAUAUCAUGCACACAGAGGUGCACGACACUCACUUGUGUCAGAAAGACACAACAAUAUCUUCAGUGUGUCAUAGUGAUAAUUUGUUUUCAGGUGAAAUGUUUAGAAUAGUUUCAAAGGCAACUGAAUCUGGCAGUAGAUACCCAACCCCUAUCGUGGACGAUGGUUACAUCCCGAUUCCUGACAUCGACAGUGGCUGCUUGGUUAACUGCGAUGCCAGUGGGGUAGGCAAACCCCUCAGCAGAUGCCCAACACCUACACAAGAUAAGCCACCUUUCGUUACAGAAUUGUCUUAUGACCAUCACACACCGAAGACUGUUUUUUUGCCCGAUUCGAAAGACACCAACAGUCCCAACCUCAAUAGUGGUUUUGCUCUUAUUGAAAAUGAAAAGGCUUAUUGUGAACCACAUGAACCAAGUCUUGGUAGCAGCCCUAGCUCUGUAGAGAAUAUGUUGCAUGAGUUGCGUAAAUCCAGCAACAACAAUAGCAAACCAAAUAAUCUGGAAGCCAUUGGUAAUCAGUUCUCUCAAUUAUGGACUGAACCCCACAAGAAGCCAAUCGCCACUAGCACACCUCUCAACACCCCCUAUACUUCUUCAAAGGAAAAAAACGAUUACAGUCCUUAUUCAAAUAUGAGACUUACCCCUGCUGAACAAGACCUGUAUGCUCUUUCAAGUCACAAUUCACUGCAUAGGUUCCCUGACUCUUAUCCCAAAACCCAUAGCACCUUAACACAGAAAGCAGCAUUCUCUGUGCCAUCAACCCACCUUGAAGUCCUGUCCAAUGACACAACAGAAAGAAUAUUAACUCGGGACUUGAGUGAAAUUGCUUUGGAGGGAGACACUAACUUGUGUCCUGCGUCAACAGAGAUUAUCAUACAGUCCAUCCGUCAGAAUAUCCCAGGAGUAAGUGGACCUACAGCAGCUUCUCAGAACCUUUCAGGGCCCAACUUUACUGAGCCCCAUCCAUACAGCCAACAACUUGCCAUGACUGUGAAUCUCUCCAAGAGUGAAGGCAGCAGAGGAGAGUACAGCUGGAAAGAAGGACAAACUAAUAUUGACCCUAUGUCUUCAGAUGUUGUCAAAAGCAAACAAACCGCUGCCCCUGUCCACUCAAACACUAAUCCUCACCCGUAUAACACACCAUAUGUCACCGAAAUGAGGAGACAGAUUGCAAGUUUGCAAGAUUAUGUUAUGGAUGAAAGUGAGGAGCCUGCCGUAGAGCAAGACAACAUUGAAUCUAGUCUAGAGACAAAUUGGAUAUCAGAUGACCAACACGCAAGUAAUACAUCCCAGUUGAAUAAAACAAAACUUGACUUCAUCAACUCUUUACGCGAGUAUCAGCAAUGGGAUAAAAGGGAAUUUGAUGAUGUUUUGGACUUCAGCAAGCAAGGCACUUCCUCUUCAGUCACCUUCCAGUCUGAAGAAUCAGACAAAAUAUUUACCCGUAUGGAAGAGAACAAACAGGACUGGUUAAAGUAUUGUAGGUCAGAGAGGAGUGGUAACACCUCCAAAAGCCAAAUCGAUUUGGACGAUGAGCACGAGGAAGUUUCCUCAUUUGCAAAGCCAUGCCUAGUUACAGUUUUGGAUCACAAAGGAAACAGAAUCACCUAUGAAAACUAUCCCGUUCUGAAACCUUCAACAAGCACGCACACAUGGACAGCUCCGAACUCAAACAGACAGGGCUCGAGUAGUUUUCUGGAGUUCUCCAAGAGGUGGGAUGAUACACAUAACACUGAUGAAUCUGACCUCACUCAGUCUUCUGUGGAUCUGGAGACCCUCAUCUUCUCAGAGAGAAUGAACCAGAUGCUAAAACGUAAAAGGAAGAGUAGCAGCAGCAGGUACAACCGAUCAAAACACCACAGGUCAACUGUAGAAGAAAGAGCUUCCUCCUGUAGCCCAGCUGUGACAGUGCACUUUUCCAGCCUGCAGGAACAGGAAAGCUCGGAAGAACACUGGGAGGGACUACCUUCACUCGCAGGGCAGAAGUUAAAAAUAGAUAUGCCUGAAAGGAAGGGUAUGCCUGAAGAAACAGACAGAGAUAUGCCGCAGCAUCUUCAAAAACUCUCCUAUACAAAGGGCAGUGAGAUGACGCAUGUCAGCGUUUCAGAUCUGGUUGCGGAAAGUUUCAAGGCGUACCAUGCCAUGAUGACUGAGGUCUGUGCAGGCAGAAAGUACCCACACAGAACUGAGAGACUCAAGAGAGAAGAAGCAAAGAGAAACAGUUUGCCAAAGUCUCGAACCCCAAGCAAAGACAAAGACUUAUGUGGUCAGAUGAAGAAGGACAUGUAUGACAGCCUGCAUGAUAAUCUGAACUCUGUUGUGAAACAGUCAUGUAAGAACAAGUUCAGGUUCUACAUACUGGUGACAUCAGAUGACCCAUUCUUCAACGAGACAAAGGAGCUGUUAGAAGCAGAGGGACACAUAACAGUAGAACAGUCUCAAUUCUGCCUUGGAAAGGAUAGUCCCUCAUCCCCUCUAUACAUUAUCUUGAGGAACGAAGAUAUUGCUGAACACAUUUGUGAGGUCCCUCACUUGCUUGAAUUGAAGAAGUCUCAGAAUGUGUUGUUUGCUGGUAUUGACCGCCCUGAUGACAUUGUGAACCUGACCCACCAAGAACUCUUCAGCAAAGGCGGUUUUGUGGUGUUUGAGGGAGCAGCACUGGACACACUCAGUCUCAGCAGCAUUAAGAAAAUGUCUGGUUUCCUUGAGGGGCUAAGUAAAAAGGGGAAGUGGAAAUGGCUCUUGCAUUACAAAGACAGCCGGAAGUUGAAAGAGAGCGCACGGUCUAGUGCUGAGGCACAGGGUAAAAAGAGCUUCAUGGACAACUGCCAGGAGGCUGGAAUGGUGGAGGUCUUACCCUACCAUGAAUGUGACGUCAUUUCAAGGACACGACCCAACUACCUCCACUGUCUAGUCCGCCUGCAGGUCCAGAACGUAUCAGCUCGUCUACCUGUAUUUAUAACUGACACAACGGCAGACAAAGCGUUUGCAAAACAUGGGAUAUUCACAAUGAAUAUUAACUCCUUCUUGCUGAUUUCUCAGAGUGACACUUGCACUAUUUCUUAAACUGACGGGGAAGCCUGACAGAAAUCUUCAGUACGAUCAAUCAAAUUUGAUUUAUAAAGCCCUUUUUAUACUGAACAAAAAUAUAAAAUGUAACAAUUUCAAAGAUUUUACUCGGUUAGAGUUCAUGUAAGGAAAUAAAUUAGGCCCUAAUCUAUGGAUUUCACAUGACUGGGCAGGGGUGCAGCCAUGGGUGGGCAUAGGCCCACCCGCUUGGAAGCCAGGCCCAUCCACUUGGCAGUCAGGCCCAGCCAAUGAGAAUUCAUUUUUCCCCACAAAAAGGAUUUAUUACAGACAGAAAUUCAGUGUACAUUAUCAACAGCUGUCACAAAGUGAUUUAAAUGAACCUGACCCAGACUCCAACGAACAAGCAGAAGAACCGUGGCAAGGGAAACGUUGUAACCUCGAAGAACCAGACUCAGAAGGGGAUGCCCCUUCACUCCAAAAUCUGCUUUUUAGGGGGUCAUUGAGAGUUAGACACACUGAUCUAAAUCAUUGUGGUGCAAGAAUAAAAUAAUUCUCAGUAAGUUAUGUUUAUAGCAAGGCUUUGUGUAUUGCUGUUUUAGUCUCUUUUUUUGGUUCCUUAGUGUAAAUCAAAUUGUGUAGAUUUAUUUAUUCUUAAUAAUUUUCUAUGACAGGUAGAUUCUGUAUAGAUUAACGAUGACAUCUGAUUCAAUGCAGAGCUCUGUGUUAGUGUAUUUAUUUGUAUGUUUGUAAAUACAUUUAUUGCACCUUUGCGAUAAAGAAAUUGACUAAAUG
Oncorhynchus masou masou (cherry salmon) is the source of this 7375-nucleotide messenger RNA. RefSeq lists its product as uncharacterized. The record is from RefSeq and is a predicted model, not a curated record. Gene Ontology annotation, biological process: negative regulation of gene expression, epigenetic. The coding region runs from base 134 to 6619 and encodes 2161 amino acids. Lineage: Eukaryota; Metazoa; Chordata; Actinopteri; Salmoniformes; Salmonidae. The transcript has 9 exons. Gene Ontology annotation, cellular component: nucleoplasm.